This is a messenger RNA of Thrips palmi, 8362 nucleotides long. Its product is annotated as calpain-D-like. Gene Ontology annotation, molecular function: calcium-dependent cysteine-type endopeptidase activity. Lineage: Eukaryota; Metazoa; Arthropoda; Insecta; Thysanoptera; Thripidae. Gene Ontology annotation, cellular component: cytoplasm. The record is from RefSeq and is a predicted model, not a curated record. The coding region runs from base 109 to 4734 and encodes 1541 amino acids. The transcript is spliced from 15 exons. Gene Ontology annotation, biological process: proteolysis.
CGUUGUUUACUGCACCCUUAGACUGCAUCAAUAUGGUGGAUCAGCUGGUCAUGAUAAAUCGCAUUUUUCGGUGACUUUUGACGUGAAUAUGGCCAGGGUGUGUGAAGGAUGGGUACGAUCGCCUCUGUCCUCCAGUGGCAUUGCGAUCAUUGCUCGUUGAUAAACCCGACAGAGCGGCCCAGCUGCGGCAGAUGCGGGGAAAACAGGACCAACAGAGCCACCGCGGCUAGGGUCCCCAGGACGUCUUCUGCGCAACGGGUCCCCUGCAUCAAAACACAACAAGAUGCCUCACUAUCAGUUUCCACCGCGAAAGAAAAGCUGCAGUCUCCGCGCAAACUAGCCAGCCAACGCUCUGCGAAACUACGCUUCAAAGCUUCACUCUCCAAACCCCUUGACGGUGCGGCCUUAACUGCUUGCCCUGCCAUAACGAAGCCCACAAGACGGUUGGACUUUCAUUUUAGCCUUCAGGAUUUAGACUCUUUGUGUAACGCUCAACGUAAACAUUCAUUAGAGGUUGUGCCAUCAAAAAGGAAUCGCUCACAAAGUGUGCCUGGAGUCUUGGCACGCUGGAUCUGUGUGCGCUGUCACUACUUUAAUACUAGUGUGACUGUCAGCUGUGCUGCUUGUGGCACUAAAGAAAUACCUCUCAAACAAAGUUUAGAGUUUAACAAGCUAAUCAAUUUAAGAAUGGCGUCGUCAGUUUCCUCUCGAGAAGGUAACACAACGUGGCAUGUUGCCCCACCAUUCUACAACGAUGAAAACAAUAAAGAAAAUAAGUGGGACCCAACAGUCCCUGAGGAAAAUGAAUGUUCGUCAUCUGCAGAGGGUUUGCAAACGAAUGAAAAGGAGGAAGGAGGAGACCAACCCGAUGGAGCACCCAGCCGAUCUCCAAAACGACAUAGCCAAUCUGUGUAUGAAAGAGUCAAGUCUAAGGUUAGUCGGUCACUGUCCAAUGGAUCUGUUGUUCAAAAGUUGUGGAUGGACUCAUCGUCAAACUCCAUUAUACCAAAGUCAAUAGCUGGCGGUGGUUUGUUUAGAAGGCCAACAAGUAUGGUUGAUAAUGCAUCUGGAGAAGAAGACGGAUCUGAUGCAUCAAGAACUUCAGAAAUAAGUUCAAUUAAUGAUAAUGUUCAAACAAGUGAUGAAGUUAAUAAGAAUACUGAUGGAGCUGGAUGGUCAUGUUCUAGAUGUACACUUGAUAAUUCAAGCGUCAGUGAUAGAUGUGAAGUUUGCGAAACUCCCAGGAAAGCACGCAUGCCUUUGCUGUCUGCAACUGGACCACGCAAUAGCUUGGUCAUAAGUGUACCAAAUUGGGUUGGUGAAGAGGUGAAAGAAGCCCCACCUACUCCUACUCAUGCCAUUCAAUCUUCAAGUCGGAACAACAUCAAGUCUCCUGCUUGGAAUAAGCCAGUCAACCGUCGGUCUCUCUCAGAAAUGCCAAAUACCUCUGAUCAAUCGAAGCCAUCAUCUAACAGACGUAGCAUGAUUGAGACUGAUGCCCAAGGAAACAUAUCAGUAAAAUCUCCUAUUAAUAAUGUUAAUCUCCAAGUUCCCUCACGCACAAGAUUUUCCUACAUUGGUCUGACAGAGCCAAGUGCAUCACUAACAGAGGUAUCAAAAGUGGGGCGAAAAAGAAUUCUUCCAGCUUCUUUAGCUGAUGGAUCUCCAGCCAAGCCUGACAGUGUUGUUUUGCCUUCAUCCUCGACUCAUUCUCCUCCUGCGACUGCUCAAUCCCCUGUCCCUUCUUCAACAUCUGCACCCUUAGCUUCAGACACAGAAAUAUCUGGCCUAUCACUGAAGCGUAUGUGGACAUGUACAAAGUGUUCAUAUGCCUACAACCCUUUAUGGUCCGAUAAGUGUGAUAUAUGUGAUUCUGUUCGCUCUCCACCUUCUGUAAAUGAGCCAAGUCUCAUCACCGUUACCAAAGAUAGUGUACGAUACACACCAACUAAGCAAGAUGGUGAGGCCACUCCAGGUGAUGUCAAAGUGCCUGCUCCAGGUGCUGCUGCUACGUUAGCAACAGAGGAAACUGACCUUGAGGAUGAAAUUGAGUAUCUGCCGAGUGAAGAAAUUCCUAGUGCUGAUGCAGAUUGGACUUGCAAAAAGUGCACACUGAUGAAUCCUGCUGGCAAGUUGGCCUGUGACGUAUGUGGGGGAUCUAAACUUGGAAGCAUAACUGCCAAGUUUGAUAAAACCCUGCCAAAAGGGGAAUUUUGGGACUGUCCAAGAUGCACUCUGAAAAAUCCUCUCCGUGCUUCAGUCUGUCGUGCUUGUAAGACAGCCAAUAACAGAAAAAGCCCUGAUGUUUCGUCAAUUGCAAACAGUAGUGCUUCAAGUGCAGCUCAGAGAAGCCCUUCUCCAAGACGUCAUUCGUCCUCCAGAAACAAUGGAUCUAGAUCUCAGUCAACAACUUCAAGUGGAGCAAUACCAAAGCUGAGAACUAGUAGCACAAGUAUUAACAGUAGCAACGGAAACAUUAGAAGAGUUCCUUCAACACGCUCCAGUUCAAAUCGUUCCUCUCUGAACAUCAACAGCAGAGAAAUCUCAGACUCUGGCAUUUCAACACCUUUAAGUGGAGGUCAAAGUCCCAAAUCAAGCAAGGGUCAGUCCCCAACAUCAGAUCAGUGUCCAGAGGAGUCUUCACCUCCAUCAACCCCAUCCAAACCGACCUGGCAGUGCUCUGUGUGUACCUACGACAACUCUGUGACUGCUGUUGCCUGUGACAUGUGCCAUAGCUCUCGAUGUUUGUCCUCGUCAACCAUCACUACAAUCACAUCUGGCUCUUCAUCGACUUUUGUUGGCACUGUUACUUCGCCAGCUGUUGUCAUGCCAAGAGAUGUCAUGAAUCUAGGGUCAACCCUUCUAAGUGGGACCAAUACCAUUGUACGCCAUCAGAGUGAACUUAUGGAUGACUUACGCCGAAUUGAGGAAAAAGAAGCAUUAGAUAAAUGGCAACACAUAGUCUGUUACUGUACUGAGAACAAAGAACAGUUUGUUGAUGAUUCGUUCCCCCCUGCUCCAAAGUCUUUGUACUACAAUCCAGCUGAUACUAAAGAUAAUCACGUUGUCCAAUGGCUGCGGCCACAUGAAAUUGUUAUGGAUGAUGAUCCCAAAUUAAAGUGGACCAUCUUCCGUACUCCUUUGCCAUCUGAUAUUUCUCAAGGUGUACUGGGGAAUUGUUGGCUACUCUCUGCACUCGCUGUCCUUGCUGAACGAGAAGAUUUGGUGAAAAGGGUAAUGAUGACCAGGGACUUCUGCCAGCAAGGUGCUUACCAAGUACGUUUGUGCAAGGAUGGCAAAUGGACAACUGUUUUGGUGGACGAUCUUCUACCUUGUGACAAGAGAGGUCAUCUUGUAUAUUCUCAGGCCAAAAGAAAGCAAUUGUGGGUUCCCUUGAUUGAGAAAGCUGUUGCUAAAAUCCAUGGGUGUUAUGAAGCUCUUGUUUCGGGUCGUGCAAUUGAAGGUCUUGCAACUCUCACUGGUGCCCCAUGUGAAAGUGUACCACUUCAACCAUCAUCUCUACCAUCUGAAGAUGAAUUAGAUCGAGAUCUCAUUUGGGCUCAACUUUUAAGCUCCCGUCUUGCAAGGUUCCUAAUGGGAGCAUCAUGUGGUGGAGGGAACAUGAAAGUAGAUGAGGAAGAAUAUCAACGUAAGGGAUUGCGUCCUAGACACGCUUAUUCCGUGUUGGAUGUGCAAGACAUUAACGGCGUCCGGUUGUUGCGGCUCCGAAAUCCGUGGGGGCACUUUUCAUGGAAAGGUGAUUGGGCUGACGAUUCAGAGAUGUGGACCCCUGAGUUAAGAGACAUGCUUAUGCCUCAUGGGGCUUCAGAUGGUGUAUUUUGGAUAUCAUUUGAGGAUGUUUUGAAGUAUUUUGAUUGUAUUGACAUCUGUAAAGUCAGAUCCGGGUGGAAUGAAGUUCGCCUUCGUGGAACACUACCACCAUUAUCAUCCAUCGACCAUUUGUCCUGUGUGUUGCUAACUGUUAUGGAACCAACUGAGGCAGAGUUUACUCUGUUUCAAGAAGGGCAAAGGAAUUCAGAGAAAUGGCAAAGAUCUCAACUGGACUUAUGUGUGGUUGUUUUCCGUACUCGAUCAGCUGCUCAACCCCAAGUGGGACGAUUGGUUGAACAUAGUAAACGACAAGUUCGUGGAUUUGUAGGGUGUCAUAAAAUGCUUGAAGAAGAUCAUUAUAUCCUUGUCUGUCUUGCAUUCAACCAUUGGCAUACAGGAAUGGAUGAUCCUGCAUCUUACCCAGAUUAUGUACUAGCCAUCCAUAGCUCAAAAAAGAUUUUGGUGGAGCAAAUUACCCCUCCAUCAUUUGUGCUAGCAGAUGCGAUUAUUAGCCUCACUCUGGCUAAGGGUCAAAGGCAUGAGGGACGAGAGGGAAUGACAGCAUACUACUUAACAAAAGGUUGGGCUGGUCUAGUCGUAAUGGUGGAAAACCGCCAUGAAAAUAAAUGGAUCCAUGUAAAGUGUGAUUGCCAAGAAAGUUACAAUGUUGUUUCAACAAGAGGUGAAUUAAAGACUGUUGACUCAGUCCCACCACUUCACAGGCAAGUUAUUAUUGUCUUAACCCAGCUUGAAGGAAGUGGUGGCUUCUCCAUAGCACAUCGACUUACUCAUCGAUUGGCCAAUUCCGAGGGACUUCAUGAUUGGGGUCCGUCGGGCACCAGCCACUGCCCUCCCAUUGAUAAACAAGUUGAAGGUCUGCAUUUCCCUAGGCUGAUCACCUAGCGUUUGUGGGAUUAUGGACGAUGGUAAAUUUUGAAAAAUCGUCCAUAAUCCUUAGUCAGUUUGAAUGUCAUGGAUUCCAAUUCAUGGGAGACCUUGAUUCUUCAUGUCCUCUGGGAAGGUGGCAUUUGUGUAAUCAAAUGCACUUCAUAUUAUAAUUGACCAGCUUACAUCACCAUUUUUUUACACUUUAUGGUAGCUGAUCUUGAUUCCUUGUGGUGUCUCUUUAAAUACCUGUCUGAUUGUUUUCUUUUCUACCAAUGGUAUAUGAUGUAUGCAAUUAGAUAUGCCUGCCUAUAUGGAAACUGCCUAUGAGGUAGAUCAAGAUGUGUGAAGAUAGUAUUUGUAGUUUACUACUGUCAAAUCUCAUUAGAGAUCUCUUUGUUAUUUUGAGAAUUAUGAAGCCCAUCAAAACAAAUCUUAAAGUAUUUCAUUAAAUUAAAUUACUUUCAAAGACUUAGAUCCCUGUAGCAUUUUUAUCAGAGAAAAAGGAAUUUAUGAUAUUCUAUACUUUGUCCUUUUAUAAUCUACUUGUGAUAAUGUAUUUACCGAAUCAUAUUCAAAGAAAUGAGAACAUUUGUGAGGCUUUGCAGCACAUAAAGGACUUGAAGUAGGAUCCUUCCUUUGAGAUUGUUUUGUGCUCUUCAGCACUGCCAUUUGUAACUUUUCUUAUUUCUUCAACAGAUCAUCACAAGAAGCUCUCUAAAUGUUAAUUUAUGGUUUUACGUCUAUCUCUCUGAAAGUUGUGUUUGUACAAUCAUUGAUAUUUAAAGCUCAAAUAUAAUUGUGUUGUAUGUUUUAUUAGAUCAGAGCUAAUAUAUUAUGUUAAAGAAUUAUUGUUCAUUAGACAAUUUACUAUCUGGUGUAGCUUUGUGGUGAAAUAGCUGUUUGGUUGUAUGUUUUCAGAUUUCUGGUAGAUCAGAUUGUUUUUUCCUUGUCUUAAUGUGUGGUGUUGGUAGUCUCCAGAGGUUGUGCCAUACUUGCUUUUAGUGUGCCUGUUGCAUCUCCACUUUUUAUCAACCACAUUAAGUUUGUUCUCGUGUAGAUCUCCAAGCUUCAUUAUUGCUCAGUAUGUCUCUUUAAUUUUUUUCCCUGUGCCCAUGAAGAAUGUCAUGAGUGCAAGUGAAAUUGGUUUUCAUUGAUGAAAUCUUGAUGCUGCCAUUAUUGUAACUUAAGCCAUUGAAUUGUAUUGGCCUGUGGAGAAGGUAGUGUGCUUUCCUUGUUUGUCAUUACAGUAUGUUGGAUGCAAUCUCACCUCAUGUGCCUACCGGUAACCUCAGGCUACAUGCGCACAAGAGGAAGUCCAUCUGUCAAAAUAUUCUUUUAAGGCACGACAACUGUAGCAGCCUGUUGACUGCGCAUGAAAGUUUCAAUUCUGUGAUGUAUUUAUAAUUAACUAUUGUAUUAAUCAUUUUAUGUUGUGUGCCGGAAGGCUCUUUGGUAAACAGUGUAAGUUCAACAAAUAUUCUGUAGAUUUUCAUUGAAGAAUCUCUUUAUUUAAUUGCAUUUAAUACAGAAGGUUUGGUGUUGUUUUAAUGAUGAGAUUUUUUUGCAUUAACGUUAUAUUAAAUUAUCUUCUGAUUACUAGCUUUGAUGGAUGCCUGGCAUAUUAAUUCUUUGUAACUUAUUUCUGUUGAAUGAUGUACAUUCUUUACUCAAAGACUCCAUUGACACUUUUAUUUACCAUUGCUGCUUGACUGUAAAGAAAAGUGUGAGUAGAAUGAAUUACCACCAUGUUAAAUUUAGUAUUCUAGCCUUCAAAAAAAAAAGUUUUUUUUUUGUUUUCUUUUAAAUAGAUGUUAAUAUGAUUGUUGAGAUGUGUGCAAAUUGACCCCAAAUGUAAGAUUAUGUCUCUAGGCUUCUACUAAAAGGUUUAAAUUAUAGCAGUUAUUGGUGUUACAUUCUAAGACUCUGCACCAUCUCAAACAGAGUGGUAUUUUUUGUGAUACAUUGAUGAUGGUUUUAUUUUUAUCCUUUUGUGUGAACUACCUAUAUCAUUUGUGUCUUUGGGCUGAGCUAUUCUAGGUGAAGUAUAUUUUCUUGUUUGCUUGUAAUUUAGAUUUGUGAUUCACCUAAGACCAAUGCAAGAUUGACGUACUCUUUAUUUGAUCUGUGAUCUGUGACUAAUGUUUCCAUUAUCUGAUGCUUUCCUUUAUGGUUUCUUUUUCAAUCUUUCAGUGCUAAUGGUGGGGACUUUUCUGGGAUGCAAUGCAAUGCUAUGGAGCCCAUUUGUUGGUACUGUUGCAUAUUCUGAGGUCUCUCUAUCAUUAGGAGUGCUAGAGUUCAUUUUGUAUGCUUAUUACAAACUCUGUUUUCUUAUGCUUUACCCUUUAAUUUUAGACAUAGAACUUUAUUUUUUAUUUUUCCCUUGUGUGCUUACAUUUUGUAGUGUUUGCUCCUCAUGUUUUGUUACAUUUUGUUUUGAUGUUUCGAUUUGGUUAGUGAGUUGCUCUAUUGUGUACUCUUUUUGUGUUGUGAAUGUGUGACAAUAACCUUAUGAGCAAACUUCAUUUGGUCAUGACCCUCUGCAAAUGCCAUUUAUAAUUAGUUAAACAUUUCAAACACUCACUGUGAAGGGGUAAAUAUACUAUAAUUUGUUAUCUGAGCUUUCUGGCUUGCAAUUUUACAUGAAUUGCAAUUUGCCAAACCCUGAAACACUUCAUCUUUGUUUUGGGUGUCUGAUUUUGUGACUGCGUUUGUUUGUAAAUUCGUGCACUCUUUGUAAUGUUUUCAUUGAUUAAUACCAAAGAAGUAAUAUUUGUCACCUGUACAUAAUUACAUGAUAUGAUGUGCUUUUGGUUGUGAUAGCAGCACACUGUAAAUUACUUGUGUCUUCAAAGAGCAGUUAUUAUUUGCUUUGUACAUGAUUUUGUUUAGCUUGCUGUAUGUGAAUGCUUUUAUGAACACUUUUGAUCUUAUUUUUUUCCCGCUCUUUUUUUAGAACCUGAUUGAUUGACACUUUGGGCAGUCAUUCCUUUGCUAAUCAAAACUCAAGACUAAAACCAUGAAUCUAGAACAGAGUCUGUUAAGGCUCAAAGAGUAGUGUUGUGCUGUAACAUACUUCUCUGUUCUUCUUUCCUCUUGAAUAUAAUGGGAAUCACUUUUGACUAAGUGAACUAAUUUUAGCUCUAAAUACUCUUAUGCUAGACUUUGUGUGGCAUUCUAUGUGCAUCACUCUAAAAUAUGAUUCAGUGAGUUUUGUAUUCCUCUUACAUUCCAUUUGAUGGGGGAGAGGCAAAUAUGCAAACAUUUACUGCUAACUUCAGGUCUUCAUUGUGAAGAAAACAGCAAUAUAAACCUGUGUUUCAACGUACUGAUGUAAAUAACUGAAUUAUUAACUCAUGAUAUAAUUGGCAUGGGUGUCAUCCCACCUGCCAAUCAAUGCCUGUAUACAGCAGAGUAUUCGAAAUGAGGCAUCAUUUCCUUAUAUUUAUUUUUAUGAUUUGUUUAUGUUAUGAUCUGUUAGCUAUUAGCUGUGUGACAUGAUAUGACUGUGUAUUCAUUUCAGUUUUCAGUGUCUUUAAAAAUGAAUGACAUUUUUCUUUUUAGUUUUAAGAAAGGUCAAAAGUGUGCCAUCUUUGUGUAUUUUCAAUCUUAAAAUAAACUGCAACUACUGCUGUGUUGAAAACUG